This is a messenger RNA of Asparagus officinalis (garden asparagus), 1539 nucleotides long. RefSeq lists its product as uncharacterized. The transcript has 12 exons. The coding region runs from base 138 to 1103 and encodes 321 amino acids. NCBI's taxonomy places the organism in Eukaryota, Viridiplantae, Streptophyta, Magnoliopsida, Asparagales, Asparagaceae. The record is from RefSeq and is a predicted model, not a curated record.
UUAAAAUCACCACUUCCCAAUUUAUUAGUUGAAAGCAGCGUUUUCUUUUCCUCCCUCUUUUUUUUCCGUUCCCCUUUUCUCCUCAAUAAUAAGCUCUGAAUCGUCCCCGAGCAAAUUCUGCAUCGAUUAAAAAAGCUAUGGCGAUGCAAACUGGAGUCGCUUCCUCUAAAGUUCUUAUCCUCGUCGGCGCAGGUCUGACUGGAUCUAUUAUCUUGAGGAAUGGACGGCUGUCCGAUGUUUUAGCGGAGCUUCAGGAAUUAAUGAAGGGUGUUAAUCAAGCUGAGAUUUUGCCAAACCAUUAUGAUGCCUCUCUUCUUGCAGCUCAGAUACGGAACUUGGCUCAAGAGGUUAGGGAUUUGACUUCAUCUAGACCAGUGCAUAUAUUCAAUGGGGACUCUUCUAGUGGGGGUUUAUCGUCAUACAUAAUGCCUGCUGCUGCGGUGGGAGCAAUGGGAUACUGCUAUAUGUGGUGGAAGGGCUGGUCCUUCACCGAUGUCAUGUUUGUCACAAAACGUAAUAUGGCCACUGCGGUUGCCAAUAUGUCCAAACAAUUGGAACAAGUAACUGCAGCUCUAGCAGUUACAAAACGACACCUUACUCAACGGCUUGAAAUUUUAGAUGGAAAACUUGAUGAACAAAAGGAGACAUCUAAACUUAUCAUGAAUGAGGUAACUGAGGUUAGAACAGAUCUUUCUCAAAUUGGAUUUGAUGUAGAAUCAAUUCAGAAAAUGAUUUCUGGCCUGGAAGGGAAAAUUGGACUUCUUGAAAGUAAACAGGAAAUGACUAAUACUGGCAUUUAUUAUCUAUGCCAAGUUGCUGGAGGAAUUAAGGAUGGAUUCAAUACCAAAUUUUUUCAGGAAGCUAGUUCAAAACUUCAAAUUAAUCGAUCAUCACCCACCUUUUCUGAGGUCGAACCCCUUCAGGGAUUACAAUUUCUCACGAAUUCUCUCAGUCCUGAAGAGGUGAAGGAAUUAAAGACGAAUGAUACCUUGCAGAAAGAUGCAAGUGAAAAAACCUUGAAGAAUACUAUCCCAAAGCUGACAACACUACAUAGGUCAUAUGCAAGUGGGAUUUCUCUAAGAAAGGAAGGUAUUAUCCUUUGAUAAGUUGGAAAUAUUAUCUCAUCAUCAAUGACAACUAUUUUUUUUCUCCAAUUGAUUCAUUUGCCACUGCCACUCAUAUUGGCUUGAUAUAGAAACAUACAUGUACAUACAUUAAGGUCAGAUUUUCAGCUAAAGGACAAUAUGGUUCUUGUACAAGUAUUAAAAACAAAGGCUAUGUGGUGAUUUGAUUUUUUUUUCCCUCCUGUGAAAAGAAAUGUAGUAUUGUGAUGGUCUCAAAGACUGGCAACUUUUUGACGUAGGCGUAUGAUGAAGGAGAGUGGUUUGUUUUGUUGUCGCAGCAAAAGAAAUGACAUCAAGUUUGAUGUCGAGUGCUUUUUGUUGUGGUACCCUGUUAGCAUUUUUGGAUUUUAACAAGUGAUUAUGCACUUUGCACUGUAAGAAGUAUAAUCAUUUAUAUCACUUAUGGCUGGUGUUA